UCUUUCUAAUCAAAAAGUAUUAUUUUCCUUUUUUCUCCUUAUACAAAAACUGUAUAUUAUAAGAGGCUCACUCUCUUUUGUGUUUCAGAAGCCCACUCUCGACUUCUCCAAAUUCGAACUCACCAAACAAUGCCGAAGGCUGGCGCCUUGGAUCUGGCUUUUGGGGUCGGUGGAAAAAUUGACAAAAGCGAAGUUCUCCCCACCGUCAAAACGUAUGAGAAGUAUCAUGUCUGUAAUGGAGGUGAAGAGGAAGAGAGAAAAGCUAACUACGCUGACAUGGUAAAUAAAUAUUAUGAUCUCGUAACCAGCUUUUAUGAGUUUGGCUGGGGGGAGUCUUUCCAUUUUGCACCAAGAUGGAAAGGAGAGUCUCUUCAGGAGAGUAUAAAGCGACAUGAGCAUUUCCUGGCUUUACAACUUGCCCUGAAACCUGGACAGAAGGUUCUGGAUGUAGGUUGUGGAAUUGGUGGACCAAUGAGAGAAAUUGCACGGUUCAGCUCAACAUCGGUCACUGGGUUGAACAUCAAUGAAUAUCAGAUAACAAGAGGAAAAGAACUAAACCGAAUUGCAGGAGUGGACAAAACCUGUAACUUUGUAAAGGCUGACUUCAUGAAGAUGCCUUUUCCUGACAAUAGUUUUGAUGCUGUAUAUGCAAUUGAAGCUACCUGUCAUGCACCAGAUGCAUAUGGAUGCUACAAAGAGAUUCACAGAGUAUUGAAGCCUGGCCAAUGCUUUGCAGCAUACGAAUGGUGCAUGACUGAUGCUUUUGAUCCUGAAAAUCAAGAACAUCAGAAAAUUAAGGCUGAAAUUGAGAUUGGUGACGGCCUUCCUGACAUCAGGUUGACUAGAAAUUGUCUUGAAGCUCUGAAACAAGCUGGUUUUGAGGUGUUGUGGGAGAAAGAUCUUGCUGUUGACUCACCUCUCCCAUGGUACUUGCCUUUGGAUAAAAGCCACUUCUCACUAAGUAGCUUCCGCCAAACUGCUGUUGGACGUUUCUUCACUAGAAACAUGGUUAAGGCCCUGGAAUUUGUGGGAGUGGCCCCAAAGGGAAGUCAAAGGAUUCAAGAUUUUCUGGAGAAAGCUGCUGAAGGAUUGGUUGCUGGUGGAAGCCCAACUAUAAUUUCCCAAGUGGGAGCACAGUGUUGAAGUGCGCAAAGAUAAUACCAGGUCCAUCAUUAACAAACUUGGAAAAUAACCAAGAUUCAAGCAAUUUUGUAUGUACAUGCGUAUUUUCAUUUGAGGUGGCUUCCAGAAAGCAGAGUCGGAGAAUAACAGCCACAUGAUAGAAAUGUCAAUAAAAAAUCAUCUCUGUGGAGUAGUACCAAAGAUAAAAAGGGACAAACAAAAAACUAAUAUCGCACUGUAAGCUAGUAAUAUGAACUGAGACCCGGUCUAGCCUUUUGAAAUUUGCAAUAUGAAAGCUAAAUGAAUGGUUACUUGUGGACUAGGAGUUUGUAUUAUGUCAAUAUACUUCAGUGGUCUAGCUAUUUUUGACA
This is a messenger RNA of Mangifera indica (mango), 1493 nucleotides long. Its product is annotated as cycloartenol-C-24-methyltransferase-like. The coding region runs from base 130 to 1143 and encodes 337 amino acids. Gene Ontology annotation, molecular function: sterol 24-C-methyltransferase activity. Gene Ontology annotation, biological process: sterol biosynthetic process. The transcript has 14 exons. Gene Ontology annotation, cellular component: endoplasmic reticulum. The record is from RefSeq and is a predicted model, not a curated record. Lineage: Eukaryota; Viridiplantae; Streptophyta; Magnoliopsida; Sapindales; Anacardiaceae.